CUUUUUUUCUAUUGGUGCAAUUAUUGACAUGCCAGCCAAUCAUGAGCAGCCACGGUCAAGCUUCCUAGGAAAGCUGGCAGCUGUGCACAGCCAACAAAGUGAUUUUCUUCUCUAAUGGAACUGACGGCGGCUUCACCAUUUACAGCGUAAUAUCUUCUCUGCCAGCAGCCGCACCUGAUGUUGCAGGGUCCCUCCCCGCCCUUGAGCGCCAAGAUGAGGACAGCAGUGAUGACGGGUGCCAGCCUGGCACUUACAGCUGCGGUGGUGGCUCACGCUUAUUACCUCAAGCACCAGUUCUACCCAACAGUUGUUUAUCUCACCAAGUCCAGUCCCAGUAUGGCUGUGCUUUAUAUACAAGCGUUUGUCCUAGUCUUCCUCCUAGGAAAGUUCAUGGGCAAGGUAUUUUUUGGUCAGUUGAGAGCAGCUGAGAUGGAGCACCUCCUGGAGCGCUCGUGGUAUGCAGUCACAGAGACCUGUCUGGCUUUCACUGUCUUCAGGGAUGACUUCAGCCCACGUUUUGUGGCCCUCUUCACACUCCUACUGUUUUUAAAGUGUUUCCAUUGGUUGGCUGAGGACCGUGUUGAUUUUAUGGAGCGCAGUCCGAACAUUUCCUGGUUAUUUCAUUUCCGUAUUCUUGGAGGAAUAACAGAGGAGCAGUACAACAGUUCUAAAAUGAAAUGCAUUCCAGAAGAGCAGACAGGCUCUCUUUAAACUGUAAGUUUUCCU
This is a messenger RNA of Bufo gargarizans (Asiatic toad), 726 nucleotides long. RefSeq names its product E3 ubiquitin-protein ligase synoviolin A-like. NCBI's taxonomy places the organism in Eukaryota, Metazoa, Chordata, Amphibia, Anura, Bufonidae. Bases 178 to 711 code for a protein of 177 amino acids. The record is from RefSeq and is a predicted model, not a curated record. The transcript is spliced from 6 exons. Gene Ontology annotation, cellular component: cytoplasm.